AUGGCAUUGUCGAUGUCUGCUGAUGCCAUUGCCGCCUGUGUGCUGGCUGCGUUUGAGGCCCUACCUGCGAAGCGCAAGCCCCGGCCACGCGGCGACGGCACGCGUGAAUGGGUUCCUCUGAGCGGCAUAGUGCUGUCUGACGCCAUUCGCGCCUUCAACCGCUUCCUCAUCGAAGAAUGCGCCGACCUCGCCGCUUCUGGCCUCCGUCCGUCAGCCUUCCUCCGCCACCGCGAAGAGGGCGAGAUCACGAGAGCAGAGCACCAGCCUUUCACCAUCAAAGAGAGCGUACAGAUCCACAUGUACAGUUCCGAAGCGCCCUGCGGGGACGCCAGCAUGGAGCUCGUCAUGGACGCCCAAGACGACGCGACCCCUUGGCCAGUCCCUCCACCCUCUUCAGAGGAUCUAGACCAACCUCCCGCUGGACUUCGUGGACGCGCCAACUUCUCACUCCUCGGCCAUGUCCGCCUCAAGCCAUCCCGCACUGAUGCCCCGCCCACCCUCAGCAAGUCCUGCACCGACAAGCUUGCUCUGGCAGAAACAGCAUCCCUUCUCUCCUCCGUCACAUCUCUCCUCGUCUCACCACGCAAUGCUUACCUUUCCACUCUCGUUCUCCCAGCUGCUCAGUACGUGCCUACUGCCAUUGCUCGCGCGUUCGGGCCCUCAGGGCGUAUGGCUGGCAUUACCCCUGAAAUGAUCACGAGAUGGGGAACCGGAGGUUCGGGAUAUAGAUUCCAGCCUUUCGAGGUGCGGCCCGUAGUUCAGGAGUUUGCAUAUUCACGUCGCAGCUUCGAGAUAUCCCAGACGCCCGUCCCUUCAAAUAUCAGCGCGGUGUACACGCCGAAGUUCCAGGAGACCCUGAUUGGUGGUGUGCUGCAGGGCCGCAAGCAAUUCGACCCGCGCGGGGCUAGUAGAUUAUGUAGGAAGUCUAUGUGGAAAGCUGUGGCUGAUGUGGCGGCGCUAUUGGCAGUUCCUGCGUUAUUAGGAGUGGGGAGGGAAGUGCGAUAUCAGGAUGUGAAGAAGCUAGACUUGCUGGAAUGGCGGAGAACUGUGAAAGCGGAUGUCAAGGGGGAGAGCGGUCCUUUGAAAGGGUGGCCGGAGAACAAGGGGGACGAUGUUUUUGGUUUAGAGUAG
Messenger RNA from Mytilinidion resinicola, 1131 nucleotides. RefSeq lists its product as uncharacterized. Gene Ontology annotation, biological process: tRNA wobble adenosine to inosine editing. The transcript is spliced from 2 exons. The record is from RefSeq and is a predicted model, not a curated record. Lineage: Eukaryota; Fungi; Ascomycota; Dothideomycetes; Mytilinidiales; Mytilinidiaceae. Bases 1 to 1131 code for a protein of 376 amino acids. Gene Ontology annotation, molecular function: tRNA-specific adenosine-37 deaminase activity; RNA binding.